Messenger RNA from Mitosporidium daphniae, 255 nucleotides. RefSeq lists its product as uncharacterized. Bases 1 to 255 code for a protein of 84 amino acids. Gene Ontology annotation, molecular function: protein binding; mRNA binding. Lineage: Eukaryota; Fungi; Microsporidia. Gene Ontology annotation, cellular component: nucleus. The transcript has 2 exons. The record is from RefSeq and is a predicted model, not a curated record.
AUGACAGACCAUCCCUCCUGCUCAAACCAACAUGCUGUUAUUCAAUUUAGGAAGAUUCCGCUGGCCUUCACAGCGGGACUGGACGGCCCUAAGUUUGUGAUUAGGCCCUAUGUAAUUGAUUUGAAUAGCACAAACGGGACCAUAUUAAAUGGCGUCCCAAUAGAAGGCUCUAGAUUUGUCGAGCUUAAACACAAGGACAUUAUUCAAUUUGGGCUCAGCUCUCGGGAGUAUAUUUUAUUAAAAUCAGAAAAUUAA